Messenger RNA from Aspergillus homomorphus CBS 101889, 1336 nucleotides. RefSeq lists its product as uncharacterized. Bases 85 to 1302 code for a protein of 405 amino acids. The transcript has a single exon. Gene Ontology annotation, cellular component: mitochondrial inner membrane. Gene Ontology annotation, biological process: intracellular monoatomic cation homeostasis. Lineage: Eukaryota; Fungi; Ascomycota; Eurotiomycetes; Eurotiales; Aspergillaceae. The record is from RefSeq and is a predicted model, not a curated record.
CCAUCACCAAUCAAAAUAUCUGUCCUUGUUCGCACAUUAACCGUUCAAUUCCUUACUACAACACUCAAUUGCACUCCGGCAACAAUGCCGGCUACCCUCAGCGGCCCCAGGGCCCGAGUUCUUCUCCUCCGAUCGCCACCAACCUCCUUAACUAGCCUGAACCUCCUCCGCCAUCACCAUCACCACCACCAGCAGAAACAGCUAAACAAACACCACUUCUCAACCACCUCAACAGCCCUCAAAACCCACACUCGCCGUCCCUCCCCGCAGUCUGCCAACUCCCCACCACCCUCGCUCUCCUCCACAGCCACGACAACCACCUUCCCAACCGACAUCAACCCACCGCCCAGCACCCGCCCAGCAGACCUCAGUCUCCCCUCCGCCCUCGCGCCCUCGGCCUCACCAGCCGACAAGCUCAAGCGUUACAUCGCCAUCGGCCGCGCCUACGCCAGUUUCUACAAGACGGGUCUCAAGAACGUCUACCACAACUACCGCGCCGCGCUGCCCCUCCGCCGCGCCCUGGGGUUGCCCGCGUAUUUGCCGACAUCGCCCUCCGCGGCGGUGAUCCGACCGCGAAUGGUGACGGGUAACAGCAGCGCAAACAACAAGACCGCAGCAGCAACAACAACAAUGAAGUCCGCGACGGCGAUUUCAGAUUCAUCAAACAAAGCAGCAGAAGCAGUCAUCUCGCGCUCCACGUUUCAUCUUCUCCACCGCUCCGCCUACGAUAUCCGCCGCAUGAUCCCCUUCACGCUCAUCCUGAUCGUCUGCGGCGAGAUGACGCCGCUGGCGGUUCUGGCGCUGGGGAAUGCCGUCACCCCGCGCACGUGUCGUGUGCCGAAGCAGCUGGAGAAGGAGCGCGGGAAGCGCGUGCAGAGGAAGAAGAUGGCGCUGCUGGCGCCCGGGUCGGUCACGCCGCCUGAGGUGGGCAGCGAUGCGGAGAUGAGCGCCAUGCUGGAGUUGGUGCGCAGGAGUGCCGUGGACGGAGACAAAGAUGCCGUGGGCCGCGCGUGUGCCCUGUUCGGGCUGGCUAAGUCACAUCAGCACCCCGCCUGGGCUGUGCAGCUGGUGUAUCGCGCGCGGCUGCAGCGGUAUCUGGACUAUUUGGAGCUGGAUGAUGAGAUGAUUCGGAGGGGCGGCGGCGUCCAGGCCAUGGAGGCGGCGGAAGUGCGCUGCGCGGUCGAGGAACGCGGUGGAGUCGGAGUCGGUUCGCCGGAUCUGGGCAAGGAUGGCUGGCAAGUGGAGAGGGAGGAGAGACGGUGGUUGGAGAAGUGGUUGCAGAGGAGGGAGAAGAGGAACUGAGUAAGAUCCCGAUCCUUGUACAGUAAGUAUGUAU